AUGCAAAAAAUCACAAGAAAAUUGGAAGCUACGCAAUCCAUGCUGAAAAACUUCUCCACCAACAUACGGAAAACGGCAAAAAGCAAGCAAAUAAAAGGUUUCUUCACUGCAAGAAAGAGUCUCUUGGAAAGGUACUGGAUGCAGUACAAGGAAGCUCGAGAAAAUUUGUUGGUCGAUAUUUAUGACGGUGCAAAGGUGGAAGAAGCGAGUGACUCAAUAAAAGCGUUAGUCAGCGAAGACAGUUCCAUGGAAAUUGAAAUAAUUUAUUCGGAAAUGAUGGGAGAGCUAAUCGAUGCGUUAGCGAGCACUGAAGUUAUAGACUCUCCAGGUAACAACGAAACUGUAAUUAAAGGUGUGUCAAGCAUGGAAUUGACGUCUAACCUGCCACGUAUUAAAAUUCCGUCGUUUGAUGGUAAUUAUCUGCACUGGUACGCAUUUAAGGAUUUAUUCACGUCAGUUGUAUCAAAUAACGUUGCAUUGUCUAAUACACAGAAACUUCAAUACUUAAAAGAUGCGUUAGUGUUGGACGCUCAACACGCCCUAGACAACAUUACUACAACAGAUGCACAUUGGGCAGUAGCAUGGAGUUUACUCGUCCGCAAGUAUGAGAACAAGAGGAUCAUUCUUAAUGCGUGUUUAAAACAAAUUGUUAAUGUAACAACGGUGUCUGAUGGUUUACCAAAUAGUUUACGCUUGUUAUGUGACACCAUCACGUCAGCUGUGCGUGCGUUAGAAUAA
Messenger RNA from Teleopsis dalmanni, 738 nucleotides. RefSeq lists its product as uncharacterized. The transcript has a single exon. Lineage: Eukaryota; Metazoa; Arthropoda; Insecta; Diptera; Diopsidae. The record is from RefSeq and is a predicted model, not a curated record. The coding region runs from base 1 to 738 and encodes 245 amino acids.